This is a messenger RNA of Cordyceps fumosorosea ARSEF 2679, 1008 nucleotides long. RefSeq names its product 6-phosphogluconate dehydrogenase. The transcript has 2 exons. The coding region runs from base 1 to 1008 and encodes 335 amino acids. The record is from RefSeq and is a predicted model, not a curated record. Lineage: Eukaryota; Fungi; Ascomycota; Sordariomycetes; Hypocreales; Cordycipitaceae. Gene Ontology annotation, molecular function: oxidoreductase activity, acting on the CH-OH group of donors, NAD or NADP as acceptor.
AUGUCGUCUGCAGCAGCAGCCGCAGCAGCACCUGUUGCUGCUGCACCGGCACUUGCCACAAUUGGCAUUCUGUCCAUUGGGGGCAUGGGUCUCGGCAUAGCCAAGUUGCUGCGCGUCCACGGCUUCGCGGUGGCGACCAACUGCCACGGUAGAAGCGUAGACACGGUCGAGAGAGCAGAGGCGGCUCUUGUGACUCUCUAUCCCACCGACGAGGAGCUCGUCCGCAACUGUGAUGUCAUCCUGUCCGUGGCGCCGCCUCGCGAUGCCACCGAGAUUGCAGCGCGCGUCGUCAGCGUCCUCUCAUCCAGCCCGAGCGCCCGCGCGGCCAGUGCUGCACCUCUCUACUUUGCCGACAUGAACGCCAUCGCGCCCUCGACCGUCCGCGCGAUCGGCCAUCUCUUCACUCCCGUCGGCUCCUCUGUGCGCUUCGUCGACGGCUCCAUCAUCGGAGGCCCGCCGUCCCUGCGCGCCGAUGGCUCCUGGAGCGCCCCGGUCCUGUACACCUCCGGGCCGCACCGUCUCGAGGACGUCCCCGGCGGCUGGGGCGCGCGCCUGUCCGAGGUCCUCCGCGUGCGGCACAUCGCCGACGAUGUCGGCGCGGCCAGCGGCCUCAAGAUGUGCUUCGCGUCGCUCAGCAAGGGCUACACGGCCGUCGCCGUGCAGGCGUACACGAGCGCGCGGGCCAUGGGCGUGCUCGGGGAGCUCCGAACGGUGCUGGGCGAGGUCGCGCCGCAGCGCGCGGCGGAGACGGAGGGGGGGCUGGUCGGCAUGGCGCCCAAGGCGUACCGCUGGGUGCGCGAGAUGGAGGAGAUUAGCAAGACGCACGCCGAGGAGGGCGGAUUCGCGCCGGAGCUGUUCAUCGGCGCCGCGGGCGUGUACCGCGCAGUCGCGGAGGACACAGUGCUCGGGGAGGAGAGGAUCGGGCAUAGGAGGAGGGGAACGACCGCAGAGGACAUUGCAGUGGCCAUGGUGGAGGGUCUAGGCAAGAAGCGAGAGGCGGGUGAGUGA